AUGGAUCUGGAAGUAAUUGAAGUUGAUGACCAACCGUCUGAAAUACCAUUAAUAGAUGAAGAAACUGAAAAGAAAUAUCGAAUAUGGAAAAAAAAUUCACCUUAUUUAUAUGAAUACCUAUCAACAAAUUCACUACUAUGGCCAUCUUUAACAGUUCAAUUCUUCCCUGAUGUAACAACUCAAGUAACAGAAAAUAAAUCAUCCACAGAUAUUUUACUACUGCGUUUAUUACAUGGCACAUACACUUUAGGUCAAUCAGUAGUUGAUUCAAUUUCAAUUUUACAAAUACCAAGUUUUAGUUCCAAUCUCAAUCAAAAUUUAGAUAUUUCAAAAUUAAAUUUUAAUCAAGAUAAAGAAGAAUUUGAAAUUAAUAAAACAUUACCCAAACCAAAAGUUCUACAAAAAAUAAAUCAAAUAGGAGAUGUCAACAAAUUAAAAUAUAUGCCUCAAAAACCAAAUGUUAUUGCUAGUGCAAGUAGUAAUGGUAAUUUAAAUAUAUUCGAAAGAACUAGACAUAAAAGUUUUCAAAAACUGAUUAUUGAUGAUGUGGAUGUAAACAAAGCUGAAAUCACAAUUGAUGGUGAAUUAGAAAUAUUUGCUUUAGAUUGGAAUCAAAAUAAAGAAGGGUUAUUACUUUCAGGAGAUAUGGAAGGUAAUAUACACUUAUAUGAUCUUACGACUUAUGAUAAAAAGAAAAAAAUGGAAUCUUUCAAAAGUUGGAAAGAAAAUACUAAUAUUAAUGAUAUUGAAUGGUUUCCUACUCAUGACUCAAUCUUUGGGGCUGCUUUAGAAGAUGGAUCAUUUGUUAUACGUGAUAUACGAGACGGAAAAGAAGGUCAAAGAAUACUGAAACAAAUUACUACCACUACAACAGAUUCACCUACAUCCUCAAUUAAUUCAAUUUCAAUCAAUCCUAAUUUUGCAACUGGUAUUGCAACUGGUGAUUCAAAUGGUUUAAUCAACCUUUGGGAUUUAAGAAAUUUAGAUUCAACAAUAAAAGAAUUCAAACCUCAUUCUUCAUCAAUCACUCAAUUGAAAUUUCAUCCUAAAUUCCCACAAAUAAUUGCAUCAUCAUCAACAGAUCACCUGGUUAAAUUACACAACAUAUCACGUUCUAAAGAAGAAGAUCCUACAUUUUUCCAACAUCUAGGUCAUAUGUUAGAAGUCAAUGAUUUUGACUGGUCUUACGCUGAUGACUGGACGUUGGCGAGUGUCGCAGCCGAUAACUCACUACAUGUUUGGAAACCUUCCAAGGUUGAUAUCUAA
Messenger RNA from Lodderomyces pseudojiufengensis, 1266 nucleotides. RefSeq lists its product as uncharacterized. The transcript has a single exon. Gene Ontology annotation, biological process: regulation of gene expression. NCBI's taxonomy places the organism in Eukaryota, Fungi, Ascomycota, Pichiomycetes, Serinales, Debaryomycetaceae. Gene Ontology annotation, molecular function: histone binding. Bases 1 to 1266 code for a protein of 421 amino acids. Gene Ontology annotation, cellular component: nucleus; Rpd3L-Expanded complex; cytoplasm. The record is from RefSeq and is a predicted model, not a curated record.